Messenger RNA from Gadus chalcogrammus (walleye pollock), 2390 nucleotides. Its product is annotated as histone-lysine N-methyltransferase PRDM9-like. The record is from RefSeq and is a predicted model, not a curated record. Gene Ontology annotation, biological process: regulation of DNA-templated transcription. Gene Ontology annotation, molecular function: histone methyltransferase activity; protein binding. NCBI's taxonomy places the organism in Eukaryota, Metazoa, Chordata, Actinopteri, Gadiformes, Gadidae. The coding region runs from base 182 to 2068 and encodes 628 amino acids. The transcript has 12 exons. Gene Ontology annotation, cellular component: nucleus.
UGUAUUAUAUUCUAAACUUGUUUGGUUAUUAUAUCAUUUAAUGGCUAACAUAACUAAGCAUAAGUGGACGACGUAAGUGAUUUAUGGUCAGAAUCCCUCCAAUCAUCGUGUUGACUAGUCAGCGCCAAUUCACUAACCAACGACGAUUGAUCUGGACUCAAGCUGUAGGCCUACCAGUCAGAUGAAUAACUCAGUGGAGGAGGAGGACUUUGCGGAUAUCAGGGCAUACUUUUCCACAACAAAAUGGAACCGCCUCUGUAUGGCAGAGAAAAAAAGAUUCCUGCAGAUCAAGGAAAACCAUUUGGUUCUGGCGUCUCUUGGCCUGUCCUUUGUGGCUCCAGCAUUCAUGAGGAGAGAGAAGCCCGGCCAGGUGAGAGUCUGCUCACCUGACGAGACAGACUCUGAGGAGGAGCAGCUGCUCUGGACCUCUGGAUUGACCGGUGCUCGAGUGUGGAAGCCACCAACAGUCAGACAGGGGUCUCUACAACAGCCCAGUACGUCAGAUGCAGUGUCUGUACAGAGUCUCUCAGGGCGGGGCUGGAGUGACCAGGAGGUCUCUGGAGGGCCCACUCUUUCUCAUCCAGAGAUCGACCCCCCCGGAGGAGGAGUAGAGAGGGGCUCUGCUGUCCAGGAGGAGGUCUCCUUGGUUCUCCAUGAACAUUUGCAGGGCUCAAGUGUUUAUUCAAGAGAGAUGAACCUGAGAAAUGUUCUCAGAGUUAACUACCAAGAACCGGAAGUACCUAAGGAUGACGACUACUUCUUCUGUGAUGAGUGUAGGACUUUCUUCCUCGAAGAGUGCGAGGUCCACGGUCCUAUCGUCUUCAUGGCUGAUCGCCCCGUUGCUGUCAGAGAGAAAGACAGAGCCAAGAAGACGCUGCCCGCUGGGUUUGAGAUCAGAGAUUCUGGGAUCCCUGGGGCUGGUCUAGGGGUGUUUUACUGUGGAGACGGUGGCCUUCCCAUUGGAACACACUUUGGACCCUACGAAGGACACAGGACCGAUGAAGAGGGAGCCCUGGAGAGUGGAUACUCCUGGGAGAUCUACAAGAGCAGACACAGUGAUUACAUUGAUGCAAAGAGAGAGACACUUUCUAACUGGAUGAGGUACGUCAAUUGUGCUCGUAAUGAAGAGGAACAGAACCUAAUAGCGUUUCAGCACAAAGGAGGGAUUCUGUAUCGCACCUGUGGCUUCGUGACUCCAGGAGCAGAGCUCUUGGUCUGGUAUGGGGACGAAUACGCCAGACAUCUGGGAAUCGGAUUUGAUCGACUGUGGAACAUCAAGAGCUCUACUAAAGGAGGGAGAUCCCAGCUGACACCAGCACAGGCUUUCCCCUGUCCCGAGUGUCCGUACUCCUACACGUCUCAGAUCUUCCUCCACAAACACAUGAAGAGGAGCCAUGGCGACCUGUACGGCCGACUGCUGAGGAGUGGAGAAAUCAAGGUGGAGCCUAGGCUCCUCCCAUACGUCGCAGCCUCCUAUCAAGAACCGAUCGGAGCCUCCCCGGGAACAGUCCAAAGCACGAGCCAGAUUCCAGCAGAAGGAGCCGGACAACACAGAUGUGAGAAGUGCAGUAAAACCUUUAGUCGCUCUGAUAGUCUGAAGGUUCACCAGCGCAUCCACACGGGAGAGAACCCAUACCACUGUCAACAGUGUGGGAAAACAUUUAGUACAUCUGGUCGUCUGAAGGAACACCAACGCAUCCACACAGGAGAGAAACCAUACCACUGUCAACAGUGUGGGAAAACAUUUAGUAGAUCUGGUCAUCUAAAGGUACACCAACGCAUCCACACAGGAGAGAACCCAUACCACUGUCAACAGUGUGGGAAAACAUUUAGUCAAUCUGGUCAUCUAAAGGUACACCAACGCAUCCACACAGGAGAGAACCCAUACCACUGUCAACAGUGUGGGAAAACAUUUAGUCAGUCUGGUCCUCUAAAGGUACACCAACGCAUCCACACAGGAGAGAAACCAUACCACUGUAAACAGUGUGGGAAAACAUUUAGUACAUCUGGUAGUCUCAAGCGUCACCAACAACUUCACAGAGGAGUCUCCACCCAAACAACCAUGUGAAGAAACUAAAUGGUUCCCAGACAUCUGUUAUUCAAAUCUAAUCAAACAUGGUUCUUGCUGUUAUAUGUUAGAAGGGCACAUGAACGGUUAAUUGUUUAUCUUAUCAACUUUAUGUAUUUAUUUAUAUUCAUGUCUGUAUGAGUGAAGGUUUUUACCCCAAAAAUGUUCAGAAAAAAAAUAGUUUGAGAGAUAAUGUUGUUAUCUGAAUUAUUUAAUUUCAUUCGUCAUCAGUAAGGUAUCGUAGAUCUGACGUCAUUGUUAUAUUUAUUACAUUUGUAUGUAUUUAUUUAUUUAUCCUGUAGAAAUUCAAAUAAAAUCAGAU